AUGAAUCGAAGCUUUGAUGCUAAUGAUUUGGAAGCACUCGAUAUGGACAAUCCUGAAUUCGAAAAUUUUUCUGAAACGGAUGAAUCGGGAUACUACAGCGGCGAUCAUAUGCAGGAAGCUAUUGAUCGAGCGUUCAUGAUUGGAUUCAACGAGACAAUGGAUCGUAUGGAACAGCGAAUUAACGAAAUAGCAAAUGAAAAUUGGUUUCGACAUAAUAUCAACAAUCAUAAUUUGCUUAGAAACUUUCGUUUCGAUUUACCCAACAACAUUGCUCCAUAUGAUUUACCCGGUGGUUCACGACAAAACAACAAUGAACCGUACAGAGUGGUAAUGCAGCAACUUGAACAAGUGCCGCAUUGUGUAUUUUACGAAAGAGUCGUUAAUGAACCUUAUCCAGAAUCCCUUCGUCUUGAUCGAUUAUCAGCUGGUAGUUCACGAUCAUGGAGCCCAAAUCUCAUCAAUCAACAACAAGAAAGACCUUUUACUCGAUAUCGAAGAUACAGCUAUCCGGUUAUUGCUCGAGAUUUUGAUUUUCCACAGACGGAUAAUGAACUAAGUGAGGACGAAAUGGAUAACCUAUCCAACUUCCUGAGAUCUGCAUUAACCACACGUGAUGAAUUACCACCAGAAGGUACGGCAUCCGAUCCACCACAGUUGUUGGCAGUACAGCAAAGCAACAGUUAUCCUAUGAUCGGUGGUAAUGAAUAUCACAUGCGAUAUGGAAGUAAUCGUAGUAUUUUUUCUGGCGAAAGAAGCUCAGUUCGUUCUCAUUAUCGUCGUCAUACUGGUCAUGGUGUUAAGCGUUACCAUUCUCAAAGAUCAGGUAGCGGAUCAUCACGUGAUUCAACGAAACGACGACGUUCGUUACCGCCAAUGGCAGGAAGAAGAAUCAGUUUAGAAUAUACUUCUUCGGAAAGUGAUGCGGAACCAGUGGAAGAAGUCUCGUACACCGAUCGCAACAUUGAACAAAAUUACCUGCCGAGAUUGAGACAAAAUAUCAUAUAUAUGAGAACUAAUCGAAGACGCUUAUCGCCAUCACAAAAUCCACGCCGACGUCGACGAUCGUCGCAAAGAUAUCCACGAGUUCGCCUGUACGGAAGAUUACGCCGCGUUAACAAUGGUCGAAUUACACGGAAAAGAUCUUAA
Molecule: messenger RNA, 1146 nt
Organism: Acanthocheilonema viteae
Lineage: Eukaryota; Metazoa; Nematoda; Chromadorea; Rhabditida; Onchocercidae
Source: the annotation of a GenBank genome assembly